Lingula anatina is the source of this 1230-nucleotide messenger RNA. RefSeq lists its product as uncharacterized. NCBI's taxonomy places the organism in Eukaryota, Metazoa, Brachiopoda, Lingulata, Lingulida, Lingulidae. The record is from RefSeq and is a predicted model, not a curated record.
AUGGCUGCAGAGAGAAAUCAAAAACUCCGGUCGGCAAACCGAGCCCAGCUAACGAAGCUGUUUCAACGAGCAUCAAGUUUGAUGUCUGAUGAGCCGUCCGUAGAAAAUGUGGAAACAUUGGACUUGACGUACGAACUAAUCGAGGAGAAGAUGGACUAUCUAAAAACAUUAGACGAAAGAAUUCUGUCCAAACUUUCAGAUGAAAAGAUGGAAGACAGCGUUGCCAAAGCAGACGAAUUUAUGUUUUCAGCUAAAGAGAAGCUCCGUCGCAUUCGAAAACAUAAAGAAAAUAUACAGUCAGAAGAACGCCGAAGCAAGCCUUCGAUUUCUAACGCUCCCACUCCAAGUGAUGACCCUCCGCGGAGCAACAUGAAACGAAAUUACAGGCUCCCCAAACUCAUCCUAUCCAGGUUUGACGGAAAUCUCCUUCAAUGGCCCGCUUUCAACGACGACUUCGUCAGUGCUAUAGACGAAAACGAGACGCUAUCUACUAUCGAGAAAUUCCAGUUUUUACGGGCACAGUUGGAUGGCGAAGCGUUUUCUACGAUCGCGGGAUUACAGCUUACGGCUAAUAAUUACGAAAAUGCGAAGGAACUUCUUCGAGAAAGGUAUGGACAAACUCACAAAAUCAUUAACGCAUUCAUGAUAGCUCUUUGGGAGCUUCCACGCCCCGAUGAAGAUAUAAAAUCAUUGAGAUUUUUCUACGAUAGGAUCGAGACUUUCAUUAGAGGACUCAGCUCUUUAGGAAAAGAAGAACAAAGUUAUGGAGAACUCUUGAUUCCUAUGAUUCUAGAUAAAUUGCCUGCCAACACGCACAGACAAAUCGCCAGAGCGCAUGGAAACAAUGAAUGGUCAAUCGCCGAUCUGCGCAGUACACUUAAGUCUGAGAGCGACGCCCUUCAAGCUGGAGAAAUAGAUGGGUUCAACCAAGAGAAGUCGUACCGACCCACUGCUGCGUUUUUCACUAAUAGUAACACGAAGAAAACGACGAACAAGCCGAAAAGAAAAAUGAAAUGCGCUUUCUGCAAAAAUGAACAUAGCUCUAUCACGUGCCCAGUCGUGUCGGACCAGGAAAAACGCUUUGAAAUAGCAAAAAGAGACAAUUUAUGCUUUAACUGUCUUACGCCCAACCAUACAAGCCAAAAAUGCCUUUCUAAAUUUCGCUGCAGAAGUUGCAAUGGAAAACACCACACCACCCUUCAUGCUNACUCACCCCAAGUGAUUCGUUGA